UUGCAAUUGCACACUAAGUGCGUGGCCCGACGUUAGACAAGUUUCCGCUUCGCAGAGACAUGAUGGUCGCAGCGCAACCCCACAUGGACAUCGAGACCGACGCCUUCAAAGACUCGACACAGUUGACUUUGACCUUUUCCCGGCGCGUCUCGAGAUGGAGCGGCAGAGCACUAAGUCUCUCUUGAUUUGCUGAAGUGCGAGUGCGGCGGCUGCUCACAAGGUAAUGGGAGGAUAGAUAUGCGAACGACGUACAGGUUGUGGCGGACUGAGCCUAGGACACCAACAGCCCGCUGCAGCCUUUCGUCUCCCCGCCGUCAUCCUCUGUCUUCGGCUCGACCGGCAGGCCUAUCUCCCCUUCCAUCUCUCGCCGCUGCCCGGUCAUCGUGUCUUUCUGAAAACAGCUCACAAUGCCUGGCGACCAGAUCCGCCUGCUCGCCCUCGACGGCGGCGGCGUGCGCGGCCUGUCGUCGCUCAUGAUCCUCCGCAGGCUCAUGGCCGCCGUCGACCCCGCGUCCCUGCCCAAGCCCUGCGACUACUUCGACAUGAUCGGCGGCACCAGUACCGGCGGCUUCAUCGCUGUCAUGCUCGGCCGCCUGCGGAUGACCGUCGACGAGUGCAUCACGGCCUACACCUCGCUGUCGGACAGCGUGUUCGAAAAGAAGAGCCACCGGGUCAACAUCAAGGGCCAGUUCCAGGGUCGGUUCGAUGCGGGCGCGCUGGAGCGCGCCAUUAAGGAGAUCCUUCGAGAUCGCGGUCUCGGCGAGAAUACGCUCCUCGAGGACGUUGACGCGCCGUGCAAGGUCCAGUUAUCGCUCCUCGCACAGCGACAAUUCCGACCUUCUCAAUUCGACCACGAUAUGGCCUGCCGCGCCACGUCUGCUGCCACAACCUUCUUCAACCCUAUUGCCGUCGGGCCGUUCGGCGAAGAAUUCGUUGACGGUGCGCUGGGCGAGAACAACCCGGUGUAUUCAGUAUGGAAUCAGGCCCAAGAUGUUUGGGGCGAUCAGCUGCAGCGCAAGCUUCAGUGUCUGGUGUCGAUCGGGACGGGCAUGCCGAGGCUUGUGCCGGUGCGCGACGACGCUCUUGGCAUCUGGGCGACGCUCAAAGACCUCGCCACUGAGACAGAGAUGACGGCGCAGCGGUUCCACCAUGACAAGUCCAGCUUGGAUGUCGAAGGGCGCUACUACCGCUUUAACGUCGAUCGCGGGCUGGAGGAGAUUGGACUCGAGGAAUCCAAGAAGACGGCAGAGAUUGCAGCGGCGACGCGGCUUUAUACUGGGACUCAAACUGUAUCAAAGCUGAUAAAGGCGUGCGCAAACAAUUUGGCGAGACGAGAGUUACAUCCGCCUCUUCUAUUCGCUAAUGCUCUGGCAUUGCUCGUGCGCCAGGCCCAGGGCGUGGCCGAGUUCGUGCAGGGAUUUGUAGCCAACCUCGAUGCUAACCGUCUGCUUUCCGCCGAGCAUACCAAUGCCGCUGCUGCUGCUCCUGGAUGCUGGGUCGUGGAUCAAUAUAUAAUUUGCCUCGCUACGGUGCUCGACAAAAGAGACGCCGGCUGCUUUCUCCCACUUGGUCAUGGCGUCGCGGACAUCGCUCUCAUAUGGAUAGCCUGA
Molecule: messenger RNA, 1610 nt
Organism: Lasiosphaeria miniovina
Lineage: Eukaryota; Fungi; Ascomycota; Sordariomycetes; Sordariales; Lasiosphaeriaceae
Product: acyl transferase/acyl hydrolase/lysophospholipase
Exons: 3
Coding region: 408-1610 (400 amino acids)
Biological process (GO): arachidonate metabolic process
Cellular component (GO): membrane
Source: RefSeq, a predicted model, not a curated record